AUGGGGAGUCCAGGCUGUGACCGCGUGGGGAGCACAGUGCCCCUUCCCCUGAUGACUUUCAAUGACUACCCCUACAGUGUGUCUGCCCUGAGGGCCUGGGAGGAGGAGGACACCAAGCCGCCCCGGGGACUGAUAAGUGUGCCUAAACACACCGCUUCUGAACGCAGCCUGCAAGGGGUGUUCCUGCCCUGCUCUGACAUGCUCCUCACUGAAGACAGCUUGUGGCUGUUGAAGAAGAAAGAGGCAGCACCCCCUGAGCCCCCCUGUAAGCCCCUGGAGCAGUGCCCAGUCAUCGACAGCCAGGGCAUGGGGGUGGGCCUGGGAUUGGAGGUCCCCUCUGGGCUAGAGGGACAGGUGGAAGAACGCUGUCUAGAGCAGGUCCAGAGCAUUGUCUUGGGAGAGGUAAUGAAGGACAUAGAGACCGCCUGCAAGCUGCUCAACAUUACCCCAGAACCCAUGGAGUGGAACUGUGGGAACGUCCAGAAGUGGCUGCUGUGGACAGAGCACCUGUACAGACUACCCCAGGUGGGAAAGGUGUUCCAGGAGCUCAGUGGGAAGGACCUGUGCUCCAUGACAGAGGAGGACUUCAGGCAGCGCUCAAUGCAAUGUGGAGACCUGCUGUUUGCUCACCUGGACAUCUGGAGAUCAGCUGCGUGCAUGAAGGAGUGUUGCACACCAGGAGAUACCAAGUUACAUGGUGCUGAGGAGACGUGUCCAGAGGCUGACUCAUCCUGCUCAAGCCAGCCCAUCCACCUGUGGCAGUUCCUUAGACAGCUGCUCCUCAAGCCACACAACUAUGGACGCUGCAUCCGCUGGCUCAACAAGGAGAAAGGUAUCUUCAAAAUCGAAAACUCGGCUCAUGUAGCCAGGUUAUGGGGCCUCAGAAAGAACCGUCCAGCUAUGAACUACGACAAGCUGAGUCGCUCUAUCCGACAGUACUACAAGAAGGGCAUCAUCCGCAAGCCUGAUGUGUCCCAGAGACUGGUCUAUCAGUUUGUCCACCCUGUAUGAAGCUGUUGAGCAGCCAGCCAGAAGAGGAGAACACAAGUGGUGAUGACUGGUG
Messenger RNA from Salvelinus namaycush (lake trout), 1063 nucleotides. RefSeq names its product SAM pointed domain-containing Ets transcription factor-like. The transcript has 4 exons. The record is from RefSeq and is a predicted model, not a curated record. Gene Ontology annotation, molecular function: DNA-binding transcription factor activity, RNA polymerase II-specific; sequence-specific DNA binding. NCBI's taxonomy places the organism in Eukaryota, Metazoa, Chordata, Actinopteri, Salmoniformes, Salmonidae. Bases 1 to 1011 code for a protein of 336 amino acids. Gene Ontology annotation, cellular component: nucleus. Gene Ontology annotation, biological process: regulation of transcription by RNA polymerase II; cell differentiation.